AUACAUAUUAAAAUAUGAAUUCAAGGGACUGCGGCCCGUCAUUCUAGAAUUCCCACUCGUCCAAGUCCCCUCCAGGCUAAAGUUGAUGUCCAGAAAUCCACGUGUAAGCCUGAGGCCCAACCGUCCUUGUGAGAGCCUUCUGCCGUCACCGUCGUUAUAGCACGGCUCCUUUUAGCAAAUAAAACAGAACCCGCUGCCUUUCGUGCUCUCAAAUUUUCUCAUUUUCUUUUUGUGUUUUCCAUAGAAUCAAUCAGUAACCAAAAGCCUCCAUUUGCUUCCUCCUCCUCCUCCUCCUCUCUCUCUCUCUCUCUCUCACUGAGCGGAGCUCGAACGAGGAGGCAAUUCUGUCAAUACAUGCUUUACGUUAAUUGAAUAAAAGCUAAAAGAAAGAGCCAUGCAGAAGGAUCAUGGUAAUAGUGGCCCAUCAUCAGUCACUGGACGGUUUCGACAUCGUAAACGCUCGAAUGAGGUUCCUUCGGAAACUAGCAAGGUAAAUGGAAGCCAUUUACUUGUUCAUGAUCGAAACAAAUACAAGUCAUUUUUGGUUCGAGCAUAUUCAACUAUUUGGAUGAUCGGGGGCUUUGCAUUCAUUAUCUACAUGGGCCAUCUCUAUAUAUGGGCCAUGGUGGUGGUUAUCCAAAUCUUCAUGGCGAGAGAGCUGUUCAGUCUACUCAGGAAAGCCCAUGAAGAUAGCCAUCUCCCAGGAUUCAGGCUACUAAAUUGGCACUUUUUUUUCACUGCAAUGCUGUUUGUUUAUGGCCGUAUUCUCAGCCAACGGCUUGUGAAUACCGUAACUUCAGACAAAUUUUUGUAUCAGUUUGUGAGCAGCCUUAUCAAGUAUCAAAUGUUUAUCUGCUAUUUCUUGUAUAUUGCAGGUUUCAUGUGGUUCAUUCUUACACUGAAGAAGAAGAUGUACAAGUAUCAAUUUGGCCAGUAUGCAUGGACACACAUGAUUCUAAUUGUUGUUUUCACGCAGUCUUCCUUCACUGUAGCCAAUAUAUUUGAAGGAAUUUUCUGGUUUCUUCUUCCAGCAUCACUUAUCGUAAUCAACGACAUUGCUGCUUAUAUAUUUGGUUUCUUCUUUGGAAAGACACCUUUGAUCAAGUUAUCUCCAAAAAAAACUUGGGAGGGGUUCAUUGGGGCAUCUAUUACUACUAUUAUCUCGGCCUUUUUGCUGGCAAAUGUCAUGGGUCGUUUUCAGUGGCUAACAUGUCCCAGAAAGGAUUUAUCAACUGGUUGGCUUCAUUGUGAUCCUGGUCCUUUAUUUACACCAGAGCAUUUUCCUUUACCCAAGUGGGUUGCUCAAUGGAUUCCUUGGAAAGAGGUCUCAGUUUUGCCUGUUCAAUUGCAUGCCUUAUGUCUCGGUCUGUUUGCGUCUAUAAUAGCACCUUUUGGAGGCUUUUUUGCAAGUGGUUUCAAAAGAGCAUUUAAGAUCAAGGAUUUUGGUGAUAGUAUUCCUGGACAUGGUGGCAUUACUGAUAGAAUGGAUUGCCAGAUGGUGAUGGCUGUGUUUGCAUACAUUUAUCACCAGUCAUUUAUAAUGGCUCAAAACCUCUCGGUUGAGACAAUUUUGGAACAGAUAUUGAUGAACCUGAGUUCUGAGGAGCAGCAAGCUCUGUACAUGAAACUUGGGCAGAUCUUCCAGGAGAGGCAAUUCGGACAGUCUUGAAGCCUCAACAAACCUAAUGAUCAGUCUGAUGUAUAUUUAUUUUCCCUGGGGCAUGUACUGUACAUGAUGUUGUAUACUUUUUCUUAAUUUGUUUUGCUUUCUUCUCUGUUCUAAGCAAAUUUCUUGAAAUAUUUUGGUGUAGCUGUUUUCUUCUUUUUUUCUAUAUAUGCUCUGUACAGUGGUGCACA
Molecule: messenger RNA, 1857 nt
Organism: Malania oleifera
Lineage: Eukaryota; Viridiplantae; Streptophyta; Magnoliopsida; Santalales; Ximeniaceae
Product: phosphatidate cytidylyltransferase 1
Exons: 12
Coding region: 395-1669 (424 amino acids)
Cellular component (GO): endoplasmic reticulum membrane
Molecular function (GO): phosphatidate cytidylyltransferase activity
Source: RefSeq, a predicted model, not a curated record